This is a messenger RNA of Pichia kudriavzevii, 1530 nucleotides long. RefSeq lists its product as uncharacterized. The coding region runs from base 1 to 1530 and encodes 509 amino acids. The transcript has a single exon. The record is from RefSeq and is a predicted model, not a curated record. NCBI's taxonomy places the organism in Eukaryota, Fungi, Ascomycota, Pichiomycetes, Pichiales, Pichiaceae.
AUGUCGUUUCUGGAGAAAAAAAUCAGGGGGAUCUAUGAUAGACACGGAGAAUUCAGGGUUUAUCUGAUUGCCUUUGUGCUCUCGAUACUUGGAUGUCUGUCACUGGGGAUCUUAACCUUGUUUUCUAUCUUUGCAGAUCCGCUCCAAAAGCUCUUAGACUACCCACAAUCCACAAUAAACAAGAUCAUCGUCAUCCAUGUUUUAGGAUUGAACAUUUCCACUCCCCUAAGUGGGUUCAUUGCAGAUGCUAAAGGGAUUUGGAUCCUACCACUUUUCUCAUUUUCCGGUUACACAUUUUCAUUCACUCUGUUGAAGUAUAUCAUAAAACACAACCUCCACGAGUAUUACACAUAUCUCUGCUUUUUCAUUCUGGGCUGUUCUCACGUCUCCUUUUUAUUUUCUUGUCUAUUGAAUUCGGCAAGGAGUUUGGGCAGAUACUACAGAACACUCGCAAUAAGCACUCCGAAUUUGAUGAUUUCAAUAUCUUCCUACAUACAGAUCCAAAUAAUAACGAUCUUCUAUAGUCCCAACUAUACCUCGUUGCAAGAGUACGAGACUAACUUUAUGAACUUGCUCAAUUUCUUUAUGAUUCUAUUGACGUCGUCCACGAUAUUGUCUCUUGUUGGAUCCUUAUUGACAGAUUUGGCAAACAAGUACCAAACCGUUACGGAGGAAUCUCCAGAGGCAGAUAUUGACGAUUUCGAGAGUUUUAAUACUUCCCCACUAUUGACAGGCGCCGCCACAGUGCUGCACUCACCAGGACCAUCGAUCAUUGGAUCACCAAUGCCAUGGUACGUUGAUGAGGAAGGCAUUGCUAAUUUAGACACAGGGAUGUCAAUGAUUUCAUCGGGAUACCUCUCCUUAGCGGAGAAUGAUACACCAUACCAGGUGAAGGUGAACAAAUUUGCCAAGGAUUUCAUGAUGUAUCCACUCUUACUCUGCUGUCUUGUAGCUAUUGGAUCAACAGAAUUCUUUAUUGCCAACCUGAAUGCCAUAUUGAACAACCUGGAUGCACCAGGCAAACUAGAUUCGAGCUUGGAGACCAUGUCAAUAGCAUCCACGCUUACUAGGUUUAUCAUUAUGUUGUCAACAGACUACGUUUGCUCAAGGUUCAAAAUCUCCAGAUUGACCAUUUUUACACUGUGUGUGAUGUCAUGUGGAGCAUCGCACAUUUAUUUGUCAAGCUCUCCCAUUGCAUCUCUCAACUUCCCCCUUGUGGUUGUAUCGAAUUCCAUUCUUAAUUCAACAGUCUUCACCUUAUUCCCAGCAAUUCUAGCAAGUAUUUACGGUAUUGAAAUCCUUGGAACUACGUGGGGUGUGUGUUCCGGGUCCAGCUUUUUCGGAAAUAUGAUCCUUAACUUCCUCUACUCCUUCGAUUUUCAGGAAAACUGCGUCAGAGGUCUCCAAGAGAAGAUGAUGAUCUGCUCUACGAUGACCUUCUUCAGUAGCGGCCUUGCUUUACUGACGUUUGGUGGAAUUGUCUUCUCUGUCAGAAACAGAUACAUAGCCCGUGCCAGCGCCUUUUUUUGA